AUGCCACGUCUUUUUUCCCACGAAAUUUAUUUUCACCCUCCCCCGGUUACGUUCGACAUCGAUGCCAAUGGUAUCCCAGUAGAAAAAUCGAGCAAGACGAACAAAAUAAUGAUUACCAAUGACAAGGAACGCCUCAGUAGAGACGACAUCGAGCGAAUGGUGAACGAAGCGGAAAGAUAUCACACCGAGGACGAGAAACAAAGGGAAAGAGUCACGACUAAGAACAACCACGAGUCAUAUUACUUUAACAUGAAAUGUACGGUCGAGGAGCAGAAGGUCAAGGAGAAGAUAUUGGAAACUGACUGA
Messenger RNA from Wasmannia auropunctata (little fire ant), 306 nucleotides. RefSeq names its product heat shock 70 kDa protein-like. Gene Ontology annotation, biological process: vesicle-mediated transport; protein refolding; cellular response to unfolded protein. Lineage: Eukaryota; Metazoa; Arthropoda; Insecta; Hymenoptera; Formicidae. The record is from RefSeq and is a predicted model, not a curated record. Gene Ontology annotation, cellular component: plasma membrane; nucleus; cytoplasm. Gene Ontology annotation, molecular function: ATP hydrolysis activity; ATP binding; ATP-dependent protein folding chaperone.